This is a messenger RNA of Nerophis ophidion (straightnose pipefish), 7289 nucleotides long. RefSeq lists its product as uncharacterized. Lineage: Eukaryota; Metazoa; Chordata; Actinopteri; Syngnathiformes; Syngnathidae. The coding region runs from base 121 to 1089 and encodes 322 amino acids. The record is from RefSeq and is a predicted model, not a curated record. The transcript is spliced from 14 exons.
UUGAUAGUCACUCUGUCAGAGCUAAAGCAUUCUUCUGUGGAGAGAGAAGAACCUUCCAGAAGGACAACCACCAAUCAGGUAAUCACCAGGCCUACAGGGAAGCAUGGUGGUGGCAGCAUCAUGCUAUGGGGAUGGUUUUCAGCGUCCGGAACUGAGAGACCAGCCAGAAUAGAGGGAAAGAUGAAUGCAGCAAUGUACCGUGACAUCCUGGAAGGAAAACACACUUCCCAUCCAACCCGAGGGAGCUUGCCCAAAGGACAUAACACGAGGCUGUUAGCGAGCUUGUCAGGGUGGCGCUCGCUUUCCCGUUAUGUUGGAGGAGCUGUUAUUUCUGAUCGUCUGCAUUUGCAGAUGAUGAGCCAAGAAGACGCCAACGAGGAAUCGUCGAACAGGAAGCUUUAUUUCUUUCAGCCAGCUUCAGACUGGAACUGCAGUUUCCAGGAGCCUGGGGGCCGGUCAGUCAACCUGUUUCCUGUGAUCGGUUCGAGUCAGGUGACCUCCAACCCCUAUCCUCUACUCCUACUUAUGAUGAGCCAAGAAGACGCCAACGAGGAAUCGUCGAACAGGAAGCUUUAUUUCUUUCAGCCAGCUUCAGACUGGAACCGCAGUUUCCAGGAGUCUGGGGGCCGGUCAGUCAACCUGUUUCCUGUGAUCGGUUCGAGUCAGGUGACCUCCAACCCCUAUCCUCUACUCCUACUUAUGAUGAGCCAAGAAGACGCCAACGAGGAAUCGUCGAACAGGAAGCUUUAUUUCUUUCAGCCAGCUUCAGACUGGAACUGCAGUUUCCAGGAGCCUGGGGGCCGGUCAGUCAACCUGUUUCCUGUGAUCGGUUCGAGUCAGAUGAUGAGCCAAGAAGACGCCAACGAGGAAUCGUCGAACAGGAAGCUUUAUUUGUUUCAGCCAGCUUCAGACUGGAACUGCAGUUUCCAGGAGCCUGGGGGCCGGUCAGUCAACCUGUUUCCUGUGAUCGGUUCGAGUCAGGUGACCUCCGACUCCUAUCCUCUACUCCUACUUGGGAGGAAGAUCCUGUUGACUGUUGACUGUGAGACCUGUUGUUUCCAUUUCAAAAACAAGCGCAAACAUGAAUAGAAGGACUGUGCCUGUCUCGUUAUCAACCUUAAGACGAAGGACACGUGUCAACUUUCAUCAAAAGCUGGCCAAGAUAUGACGUUUCUGUUGUCCGAACUUGUGACAACUACAGAGACGCAUCAAAAAUAAUGCAACAAUAUGGAAAGAGCUACAACACCUCAGACCUGCAAUCUGAGGCAGAGAAUGAGGAGCUGCCAGAAAAAAAGGAACAGGAAGCCAGUGUAAGUGUGUUCUGUCUUGUUUUUGUCAUGUUUCUACAGUAAUAGGAAGGUUAUUUCCGGUAGCAUUCAAAAAUAGACCAAAGAUGCUUGUACUAUAUGUAUAUUUGGCAAUUUUGGUAAUGCAAUAAUCCUAAUGAUAUGCAGCGGUGGGUAGUAACGCGCUACAUUUACUCAGUUACAUUUACUUGAGUAACUUUUGGGAUAAAUUGUACUUCUAAGAGUAGUUUUAUGCAACAUACUUUUACUUUUACUUGAGUAUAUUUAUAGAGAAUAAACGCUACUUUUACUCCGCUCCAUUCAUGUACAUUCAGCUCGUUACUUGCUACUUUUUUUUUAUCGAUCUAUUAAUGUUUGUUUUGGUUUUUCAAAAUAGGAUCUACGCAUGCCUGCGUUUCACCAAUCACAUGUAGUCACUGGUGACGUUGGACCAAUCAAACAGAGCCAGGCGGUCACGUGACCGUCUCACGUCUAAUCCGAUUUAAAAAAGUUUAAAAACUUAUUGGAGUGUUACCAUUUAGUGGUCAACUGUUCGAAAUAUGUACUGUACUGUGCAAUCUACUAAUAAAAGUUUCAAUCUAUCAACCAAUCAAUCAAAAGUAUAAAGGAAAAAAGACACUUUUUAUUUCAACCAUACUUCCCGUCAAAAGCCUAAAGACUGAUCGCACAGUUCCUGUCUUCACAAUAAAAGCGCCGCUCCAUCGCGCCUGCGCUAACAAAAUAAGAGUCUCAGAAAGCCAGAGCAAACAAGCUAGCAAGCUACGGAGUUUGCCGCCAAUGUAUUUCUUGUAAAGUGUAUAAAAACGAAUAUGGAAGCUGGACAAAUAAGAUGCCAAAAACCAACAACUUUCAUGUGGUUUUAGACAGAAAAGAGGAACUUUUUUUCUCCUCCAUUUGAAAACCGGGACGUUAUCAGCACUACUGUCAGGUAAUACACCAACUUAUAUUUUUGUCUUCAUUAAAGAUAGGAAUCUAUGUGUUAAACAUGCAUGUAUAUUCAUUAAAACACCUUUAACAUGUGAACAAAAACGGCAAAAUAAAUAAAUAUAAAUCAUAUACUGUAUAUAUAAAGGUAUGUAUAUAUAUGAUAUGUGUGUAUGUAUAUAUGAGGUAGAUCACCUCGACUUGGUCUUUUAUUAAGUAAUUGAUAAACGUUGAAAAACUUAUUCGGGUGUUACCAUUUAGUGGUCAAUUGUACGGAAUAUGUACUGUACUGUGCAAUCUACUAAUACAAGUUUCAAUCAAUCAAUCAAUCAAUCAAUGUGUACUGAGGCUAUGGUGCUGUUAAGUUAUUGUGGCUCAAUUUGCCUUAAUUUUUAUUUUAUUUUAAUGUAUUAUUAUUUAAUAUAUAAUAUUGUUUUAGUUGCUUAAGAGAUAUUCCUGGCUGUGAAUUUGCUCAUUGCUAUUUUUAUGUUUUUGUGCGUUAUUUGUUGCCGUAAUCAUUAAACAAACAGGUUACUCAUCAGUUACUCAGUACUUGAGUAGUUUUUUCACAACAUACUUUUUAAUUUUACUCAAGUAAAUAUUUGGGUGACUACUUCUUACUUUUACUUGAGUAAUAAAUCUCUAAAGUAACAGUACUCUUACUUGAGUACAAUUUCUGGCUACUCUACCCACCUCUGCUCAUCAGUUACACAGUACUUAUUUACUUGAGUAGUUUUUUCACAACAUACUUUUUACUUUUACUCAAGUGAAUAUUUGGGUGACUACUCCUUACUUUUACUUGAGUAAUACAUCUGUAAAAUAACAGUACUCUUACUUGAGUACAAUUUCUGGCUACUCUACCCACCUCUGAUCUUACUUAGAUUUCAGUUUUUGCAGUCUAUAUUGUGUUUUUUUGGCGAUUACUGGAUUAAUUGAUCAGACUAAUUGCCGGAUUAAAAAAAUAAUGGAUAGCGGCGGCCCUGAAAUAUUCCCUCCUGGCGUCUUGACCAUCGUGCUGUGCUGAGCCAACAUGUGUUGUUGUUUUCAAAAUGGUUGCGUCAACAAAGAAGAAGAGGUGUUGAGGCCGCACUGGAAGUGAUGAUUCACACGUUAAAUGUAAGUAGCGUAGCUCCGCCAGCUAAGAAUCAUCACAUCACAGGAGUCUCCCCGUUUAUUCGCCGACUACGAAGCAGCUCUAGGGUCGGCGCCGAGAUGACAUCAUUAGCGUCGCCGCUCUGUGUCAAAUUCCCUUUGAGCCGCAGACGGGUUUUAAUCGCUGGCGACUUGGCAGGUUGCGGCGUAUUUUGACACAACUUCUAGGACGUUUCACAGCGACUGUCAGGCGUGGUGAUCGUCAACUUUGCAUAUUUUUGCAUUAUUAUUCACAAAUGUGAAGAAAUGUCCUCCCUUUUCUACUGGAGACAAUUUGGGGUCCGCCUUCUUUGCCCCAAGAGCUCCUUUGAUCACUUAUGGUACCUAACUACUGUACUUUAUUCAUUCAUUAUUGUAGCAAAGCUGUGUUGAUAAAUGUUAAUCGUUUAAUAUUAAAAUCAGUGAGAUUGGCACAUUGUGUAAAUGGUAAAUAAAAACAAAAUACAAUGUGUAGCAGAUCCUUUUCAACAUAUGUUUAAUUGAAUAGACCGCAAACACAAUAUAUUUAACAUUCGAACUGGAAAACGUUAUUUUUUGCAAAUAUUAGCAUAUUUAAAAUUUGAUGUCUGCAACAUCUUUCAACAAUGCUGGCACAAGUGGCAAAAAAGACUGAAAAAGUUGAGGAAUGCUCAUCAAACACUUAUAUGGAGCAUCCCACAGGUGAACAGGCUAAUUGGGAACAGGUGAUUGGCUAUGAAACAUGCUCAGUCAUUCACAAACAAGGAUGGGACGAGGGUGACCACUUUGUCAACAAAUGCGUGAGCAAUUUGUCGAACAGUUUAAGAACAUUUCUCAACGAGCUAUUGCGAGGAAUUUAGGGAUUUCACCAUCUACAGUCCGUAAUAUCAUCAAAAGGUUCAGAAAAUCUGGAGAAAUCACUGCACGUAAGCGAUGAUAUUACAGACCUUUGAUUGUUUAAAGGAUAUCACCACAUGAGCUCAGGAACACUUAAAAAACACUGUCAGUAACUCACAGAUGGUCGCUACAUCUCUAAGUGCAAGUUAAAACUCUACUGUGCAAAGUAAAGCCAUUUAUCAACAACACCCAGAAACGCUACCGGCUUCACUGGGCGCGAGCUCAUCUAAAAUGGAUUAAUGCAAAGUGUAAAAGUGUUCUGUGGUCUGACGAGUCCACAUUUCAAAUUAUAUUUGGAAACAGUGGACGUGGUGUCCUCCGGAACAAAGAGGAGAAGAACCAUCUGGAUUGUUCUAGGCGCAAAGUUCCAAAGCCAACAUGUGUGAUGGUAUGGGGGUGUAUUAGUGCCCAAGGCAUGGGUAACUUACACAUCUGUGAAGGCACCAUUAAUGCUGAAAGGUCCAUACAGGUUUUGGAACAACAUAUGUUGUCAUCCAAGCAACGUUAUCAUGGACGCCCCUGCUCAUAAAAUAAUGUGGCGGACUACAUAAAAUAAUGUGGUGGGCUACAUAAAAUAAUGUUCUAUGCUACUUCAAAUAAUGUGGCAGACUACAGUACAUAAAAUAAUAUGACGGGCUACAUAAAAUAAUAUGGCGGGCCACUUCAAAUAAUGUGGGCAGACUACAUAAAAUAAUAUGGAGGACUACAUAAAAUAAUAUGGUGGUCUACAUAAAAUGGUGGGUUAUACAAAAUAAUGUUGCAGACCACUUUAUAUAAUGUGGCGUACUACAUAAAAUAAUGUUGCGGGCCAAGUCAAAUAUUGUGGCGGACUACAUAAAAAAAAUGUGGUGGUGUCCAUAAAAUAAUGUGGCGGUCUACAUAAAAUAAUGUUGCGGGCCAUGUCAAAUAUUGAGGCGGACUACAUAAAAUAAUGUGGCGGGCCACUUCAAAUAAUGUUGCAGAGUGCAUAAAAUAACAUGGUGGUCUACAUACAAUAAUGUGGUGGUCUACAUAAAAUAACAUGGCAGGCCAAUUUAAAUAACUUGGCGUACUACAUAAAGUAAUGUUGCGGGCCACGUCAAAUACUGUGGCGGACUACAUAAAAUAAUGAGGCAGGCCACGUCAAAUAAUGUUGCGAGCCAUUUCAAAUAAUUGUGGCGGACUACAUAAAAUAAUGUGGCGGACUACAUAAAAUAACGUGGUGGUCUACAUAAAAUAAUGUGGCGGUCUACAUAAAAUAACGUGGUGGACUACAUAAAAUAAUGUAGUUGUCUACAUAAAAUAAUGUGGUGGACUACAUAAAAUAACGUGGUGGACUACAUAAAAUAAUGUAGUGGUCUACAUAAAAUGAUGUGGCGGUCUACAUAAAAUAAUGUGGUGGACUACAUAAAAUAAUGUGGUGGACUACAUAAAAUAAUGUAGUGGUCUACAUAAAAUAAUGUGGUGGACUACAUAAAAUAUUGUGGUGGACUACAUAAAAUAAUGUAGUGGUCUACAUAAAAUAAUGUAGUGGUCUACAUAAAAUAAUGUGGUGGACUACAUAAAAUAAUGUAGUGGUCUACAUAAAAUAAUGUAGUGGUCUACAUACAAUAAUGUGGUGGACUACAUAAAAUAAUGUGGUGGACUACAUAAAAUAAUGUGGUGGACUACAUAAAAUAAUGUAGUGGUCUACAUAAAAUAAUGUAGUGGUUUACAUACAAUAAUGUGGUGGACUACAUAAAAUAAUGUGGUGGACUACAUAAAAUAAUGUGGUGGUCUACAUAAAAUAAUGUAGUGGUCUACAUACAAUAAUGUGGUGGACUACAUAAAAUAAUGUGGUGGACUACAUAAAAUAAUGUGGUGGACUACAUAAAAUAAUGUGGUGGUCUACAUAAAAUAAUGUGGUGGACUACAUAAAUUAACGUGGUGGACUACAUAAAAUAAUGUGGUGAUCUACAUAAAAUAAUAAGGCGGGCCACUUCAAAAAUAGCAUUUUAGUACUAAAGUACUCAAUGAGAGUGGAAAUUUGACCCUGGAACAAAUGAUUUCCUUUAUUUUAUCUGGUAAAAUUAAAAUCCACAUACAACAGGUUAUUUUUUUGGGGUGGAAAUUUCACAAAUAUAGUUUUAGCUAUUUUGCAAGGCACGGUCAUGUAAAUGAGCAAAUAUUGCUUAAAUUCCUAUUCCAGUCCACCUGUUGCCGGGCAGACUUCAUAAGGCUUAAUGAAAAUAAUGAACUUAUGUUACUGAAACUGCGUAUAUAUUUUAAAAUCACUUUACACAUUCCACAAUUGAAUCAGUACUCUAUAUUGACUUUAAAGUAUAGAAGGGAACCCUUCAUAAAACUAACCUAAUGUACAAUAAUGGCUUUGAUUCUGGCAAAAAAAGAAAUGACUAAAAGUGUUCUCACUCUCAUGUGGCAGCCGUGCUAUCAUGGUAUUUUAUAUAGUAAGGAACAAUUAGGGUGGAACAAUGUGUGAAAGUUGUCAGCUGUGUAAAAGAAUGUUGGGCCUGUAUGGUGACGUGAGAGACAGCUGUGGAGGCGGAACAUUAAGACAGCUUGUUAGCCAUGUUGUUGCUCACCAAUACAGACCAUGUGUCAUUAUUUCCACUCUACCAAUCUUUCUUCCGGUCUCCGGGACACUCUGCAUAUUUACAAUAGUUGAUAAAAGAGGAGUUUGCAUUGACUCUGCAACUGCGGUGCAUUGUUGCAGGUACAAGAAAAAACGGAGUCAAUGCAGUUUUAUUGUUUCAAUUACAAAUCAUUUUUGAAGAUGCAAUUAUUGCUUAUUUACUUGAAGACAAGCGACGUCAUUUGGUAUUUCUUGGAUUGUCAUUACUGAGUCAGGGGCCGUCAGUUUUGACGGCGGAAAGCAAUGAUUGGUGCUUAGAACUGUCAAUCACAGACACAUCUGCUCCAUGUGGCGAUGUACCAUGAAUUGAUUAACGUGGACCCCGACUUAAAGAAGUUGAAAAACUUAUUGGGGUGUUACCAUUUAGUGGUCAAUUGUACGGAAUAUGUACUGUACUGUGCAAUCUACUAAUAAAAGUAUCAAUCAAUUAAUCCAAAAAA